AUGGCGUCGCUCCUAGCGCCUGCGCAAGCGCAGAUGAGCAGCCUCUCGCUCGCUGCGUCGAGAUCUCAGAAUGCCCUCUCUUCGUCCGCCUCCGUCUCUUUCCGCGGGGCAGCCAUCUCCGCUCCCCGCCGAGUUGCCGCCACGGCGACUCCCUCCGCCGUUGCCGUGCGCGCGCAGGCCUCCGCCGACGCCGCCACGCAAGAGCGGUUCCGUCUGAACAACCUGGCCCCCCAGCCGGGAUCCCGGCGCCAGGAGAAGCGCAAGGGGCGCGGGCACGCGGCAGGCCAGGGCGCGAGCUGCGGGUUCGGCAUGCGCGGGCAGAAGUCCAGGUCCGGGCCGGGCGUGAGGCACGGGUUCGAGGGUGGGCAGAUGCCCCUGUACAGGCGUCUCCCCAAGCUGAAGGGCAUUGCGGGGGGCAUGGGCGCGGGUCUGCCCAAGUAUGUGACGCUGAACGUGGGGGAUUUGGAGGAGAUGGGGUUGGAGGAGGGCGAGGAGGUGUCUCUGGAGAGCCUUGUUGAGGAUGGCAUUCUCAACCCCUCUGGCCGCGACCGCCGGCUGCCACUCAAGAUCUUGGGUGAUGGCGAGAUCUCCACCAAGGUGACCAUCAAGGCGGCUUCUUUCAGCGAAGCUGCCCGGGAAAAGCUUGAGGCUGCUGGUUGCACACUCGAGUCGUUCGCCAUGGCUGCGUGCCGGCUGCACAUGACCGUGACUCCGGUCGCGGGACUCGUCUCCUCCACAGUUCUGAAAUCCAACUUCGUCGCCUGUCCACGCGUCCUCAGCGGGCCGAUCCGGUCCAACGCUCUCAGCGCUUCAAACGGCGGGAGAAGGCGGUUUGUUGUGCACGCACAUAAGGUGGAGGUCGAGCAUCAGGGAAAAACACACAUUCUCGAGAUUCCCGAGGAUGAGACAAUUCUUUCCGCCGCGAUUGACGCUGGUCUGGAUCUCCCUCACGACUGCAAGCUCGGCGUGUGCAUGACAUGUCCUGCGAAGCUGAUCUCGGGUGAGGUGGACCAAUCAGAAGGCAUGCUGAGCGAUGACGUCAUGGAGCAGGGCUACGCGCUCAUGUGCGCGUCAUACCCGAAGUCCGACUGUAAAAUCCGCGUCAUUCCCGAAGAGGAGCUGCUCAGCCUCCAGCUGUCCUUUCCCUCUCAAUCUCCCCUGUUUCAUCUCCCCGUCUACGUCACCCCUCUUCAUUCCCCCGCUUUCCCCCCUCCGUCUACCCCUCUCCCUCUUUCCCUCUCCGCCCCCCCCCCUUACGGUACACCUCCUCUUUCGCCUUUCUCUGUCAAGCCCUCCCCGCACCCCCCUUUCCGUUCCCCCCCUCUGUUUUCCCCUCUCCGUUUCCCCCCGUAUUCUGUCUCUCCUCCUGUAUGUUGCGCGCGCCUGCUCUUCCAUACAUUAUCUAGCUCCACCGUGUUCUACGCCGCCUCUAGCCUCCUUGCUUCUCUCCGCCGUCUGACCUCCCUCCUCCCUCUCCCUCCUUCCUCCCAACCUCUCUCCACCUUCUUUCUCCAAUUCCCCUCUUUUCCCCUCUCCCCCACAACCCCCUCUCUCACCGCUCUCCCCACCUUUCCACCCCUUUCCAUAUUCCCCCAAAUCCCCCCUCGUUUCCCCAAAUUGCAGGCCUAUCUCGGCGAACCUAGUACUAUUCGUCGCAUCGCGUUUCUCGACUGCGUCCCUCCGCCAUUCGACCUGGUCGACCUUCGAAUCCGCAAGCACUUCAGAAUCCCCGCCGAGCAGCGCCUCCGGCUCAGAUACACUGACACGGAUGGAGACGUGCUGACUCUUUCCACUAGCGAUGAGCUUUAUGACGCGUUUGUUCUCCAGAAGCAGAACCCGCUGACAGUGAGACUGUAUGACAGUGACGGGGUGACUGGUUCCGUCAGUUUGACAGACUCAGUCAGCGCAAAAUUUCACGUCAGCUGUGGUACUGCUACCCACGGCGCCAGCGUUUCUGUCGGCGUCAGCACCCCUCCUGAGCUGAUUCAACCCCUCUCCUCCUCUGAAGCAGCAGCCCCAGCAGCACCAGCAGUAGCAGCAGCAGAAGCAGCUACAGCAGCAGCACCAGCAGCAACAACAGCACCAGCUGCUGCAGCUCCUCCCUUACCUGCCUCCUCCGAAUCGACUCAUCUACCUCCACCUUCUGAUGCUGCCACCGCUCUCCCUCCCGCCGCUGCCUCAUCUACUGCCGCUGCUCCUGCCUCUGCUCCUUCUACCACUUCUGCUUCCUCAUCCACCUCUGCUUUAGAGUCGUCUCACCUACCACUACCUCCUGACUCUGCCACCGCUCCCCCUCCCGCCACUGCUCCUGCCUCCGCCUUCCCUCCCACAACUGCUCCCUAUUUUGCCUCUGCUCCCUUUCCUGCCUCUGCUCCCUCUCCCACCUCUGCUCCUCCUCCUAAAUCUGCCACCGCCCCCGCUCCCGCCUCUGCAGCUGCUGCUCCUGUCUUUGGUGCUCCUGCUUCCACUUCUCCUGCCCCUGCUCCAAUUUUUGGUGCUUCAACUUUCACUCUUGCUGCUCGUCCUCCUGUCUUCGGCACUCCUCUUCGUGCCGCUCCUACUGCAACUGCUGCUCCUGUCUUCGGCGCCCCGCUUAUUGGUGCUUCAACUCCCACUCCUGCUGCUCGUCCACCUGUUUUCGGCGCUCCUCGUACUUCCGCUCCUGCUGCAGCAGCGGCUGGUCCUUUUAGGAGCGGUCAUGUGCAUCUCUCUGCUCCAACUUAA
Closterium sp. NIES-65 is the source of this 2724-nucleotide messenger RNA. Lineage: Eukaryota; Viridiplantae; Streptophyta; Zygnematophyceae; Desmidiales; Closteriaceae. The record is from the annotation of a GenBank genome assembly.